This is a messenger RNA of Dama dama (fallow deer), 606 nucleotides long. Its product is annotated as 10 kDa heat shock protein, mitochondrial-like. Bases 105 to 413 code for a protein of 102 amino acids. The record is from RefSeq and is a predicted model, not a curated record. Gene Ontology annotation, molecular function: metal ion binding; protein-folding chaperone binding; ATP binding. Gene Ontology annotation, cellular component: mitochondrial matrix. Lineage: Eukaryota; Metazoa; Chordata; Mammalia; Artiodactyla; Cervidae. The transcript has a single exon.
CCAUGGGCUUUUUCUCGCAUUCACGUGUCCGGAGGGUCCGACAGUAGGUCUCUCCUUUUGCCUGCGGCGUUGAGUGCAGAGUGCGAACUGCGGCAGCCGGAGUCAUGGCAGGGCAGGCAUUCAGAAAGUUUCUUCCCCUCUUUGACCGAGUAUUAGUUGAAAGAAGUGCAGCCGAAACUGUAACCAAAGGAGGCAUUAUGCUUCCAGAAAAAUCACAAGGAAAAGUAUUGCAAGCAACGGUGGUAGCUGUUGCAUCAGGCUCUAAAGGAAAGGGUGGAGAGAUUCAGCCAGUUAGUGUGAAAGUUGGAGAUAAAGUUCUUCUCCCAGAAUAUGGAGGCACCAAAGUAGUUCUAGACGACAAGGAUUAUUUCUUAUUUAGAGAUGGUGACAUUCUUGGGAAAUAUGUUGACUGAAAUAAGUCACUAUUGAAAUGGCAUCACGUGAAGCUGCCCAUUCCACUGAAGUUCUGAAAUCUUUCAUCAUGUAAAUAAUUUCCAUGUUUCUCUUUUAUAAUAAACUAAGGAUAUCCAAGCUAAUGACAUCCAGUGUUUAAAAUUUAGUAUCACUGUACUGGUAUAAACAUUUCCAAAUAAAAAUGUAAAUCAA